AUGAGCAGCAAGAAGGUGAUCGCAGUCCUGGGCGUCGGACCUGGCAUCGGCCGUGCGGUGGCACUUGAGGCGGUGGCCAACGAGAUCAAGCAGCACAGCGGAGCACAGACGUUGAGCAUUCCCACAGACGCCAGGGACCCCGCAUCGGUGAAGCAGGCCUUCGAGACCAUCCGCAAGGAGCUCGGUGCUCCAGACGUGCUGGUGUACAAUGCGGGAGGGUUCAAAUAUGGUGGCAUCCUGGACAUCGACCCGACUGAGUUCGACAACCUGUGGAAGUCCAACUGCUUUGGAGCGUUCCUCGCCACGCAAGAGGUCUUGCCGGGUAUGCUGGAGAAGGGCAGCGGCACCAUCCUUUACACCGGCGCAACGGCUUCCCUGCGCGGCGGCGCCAAGUUCUCUGGACUGUCAACCGCAAGAGAGUUUGGCCCUCAGGGAAUUCAUGUGGCGCACAUCAUCAUCGAUGGCCAGGUGGACCUGGAGCGAAGCAUCAAGGCACAGGAAGGGCGUGCUUUGGACUCGUUCCUCAGCUCCGACGCCAUCGCAGAGGAGUACUGGCAUUUGUACACCCAGCACAAGACCACAUGGACGCUGGAGCUCGACCUCCGCCCUUACGUCGAGAAGUUCUAG
Molecule: messenger RNA, 627 nt
Organism: Acanthamoeba castellanii str. Neff
Lineage: Eukaryota; Discosea; Longamoebia; Acanthamoebidae
Product: shortchain dehydrogenase/reductase (SDR) family protein
Exons: 7
Coding region: 1-627 (208 amino acids)
Source: RefSeq, a predicted model, not a curated record